Molecule: messenger RNA, 2966 nt
Organism: Xiphophorus maculatus (southern platyfish)
Lineage: Eukaryota; Metazoa; Chordata; Actinopteri; Cyprinodontiformes; Poeciliidae
Product: probable G-protein coupled receptor 22
Exons: 5
Coding region: 1085-2407 (440 amino acids)
Biological process (GO): G protein-coupled receptor signaling pathway
Cellular component (GO): membrane
Molecular function (GO): peptide binding; G protein-coupled receptor activity
Source: RefSeq, a predicted model, not a curated record
GAAAAGCAUGACAGAGAGACAGACAGAAAGAAACACGGCACAGAGAGGAAAGGAGAGGAGAGGAGAGGAACAGCAGCAGCGUCUUUAUUGUGUGCUCUAGCCUCUCUUGCUGUAUGCUUUCUGCUCUUUAAUUUUACAUUCUGAAGGGAUUCAACAGCGUACUCAGACGAUUCAUUGAUGGGGAAACAAGCUAAAGCUCAGCAUUACCUGUGGGCAGCAGGAUAUCUUUGGUGACAGAUGACAAAGCUUCACACAGAAAGAUCGUACUUCUCAGAAUCUGAAUGGGAGCAGAAGAUAAUCUCAGGGGAAGUGAUGACUGGGGAACAUGCCUGUUCGCUGCCUUCCUCACAGCCACUUCAACCAUUUAUAAAGUAUUAAGGAUGUCCAGAAUGAAGGGCACUGGAGACUUGAAUGUUCUAAAAGGUCUUGCCAUGACGUACAUCAGGAUAUCUAGCCUUUGGUUCCAUGUCUGGACUUAAGGGAUCUGAAGAGGAAAUUGCUUUGAGCUCAUUGGAGAAACCACACAAAGUUGCAUUCCCUCUUGGUGGUAGUUUUCCUUGUAAUUUUUUUUCUCUUUGAUGUUCUCUAGAAUUUUUUACACUUGAAAGAGGUAAAUAUAAGGAUGUCCAGAUAGACAACUCUGAAAGGAUAAUAGUUAUUGGUAGAGCAAAGAAGGACUGUUAUGAAACUGUCAUUAUUUUCCCCGGGAGAUGACAACAGUUCAAGCACAAAGGCACAAUGACAAGAUUGAGCUUUGUAUGAAAGAAGCCAUUGAUCUUAGUGCACCACACUGAUGCUGCAAGGCACAUGAGCGGUGUGUGUGUGCUGCUUCUGCUUACACUUGAAUAUCUAUUAUCCCCAAAUGUAAAGAUCACUAAAAACACUUCUGUAUUUUUUAGUAAUUAUAUUAAGUUGAUAAAGAAAGGCCAUUGUAAAUCCAAGGGGCAUGAUGGGAAGUGACCUCAUAAAGUCACAACAUAGUGGGAUGACGUGACAUGCUCCAGUAGGAUCCUUGUGGCAACUGUGACAGCUGAGCCGAGAGGACAGUAAUGGGAGGGAGCGGUGACUUCUUACUGGCAGGACAAUGCACACAGCUGCAGUCCUGAUCUCUGUCGCUACAAUGAGCAACAUGACUGUGCACGACACACCUAACCUCCAUGACCUUGACCAAACUUCGUCUGAGGCCAUUCAUCCGAUCAGCUUCCAGGUUUCCUUGACAAGCUUUUUGGUUUUGGAAGUCGUGUUGGGCCUAAGCUCCAAUCUCACGGUGCUGGUCCUCUACUGCAUGAAACAGAACCUCAUCAGCUCCGUUUCCAAUGUCAUCACUAUGAACCUGCAUGUGGUGGAUGUGUUGGUGUGUGUAGGCUGCAUUCCGCUGACAACUGUGGUCAUCCUACUUCCUUUGGAAACAGACACGGUCUUGAUCAGCUGCUUCCAUGAGGCCUGUGUGUCAUUUGCAAGUGUGGCCACUGCUGCAAAUGUCCUGGCCAUCACUGUGGACCGUUAUGAUAUCUCAGUUCGACCAGCAAACCGUGUGCUAACAAUGGGUCGAGCUGUGGCUCUGCUGGGAUCCAUCUGGGCUCUAUCCUUUUUCAGUUUUUUGGUUCCGUUCAUGGAAGUGGGUUUCUUCAUCAGAUCUGGUACAGAUUUUGUAAACCAGACUGCAAUAGUGAAAGUCUCUCAGAUGAAUGAAUAUUACUCAGAGCUAGGUUUAUACUACCACCUGCUAGCACAGAUCCCCAUAUUCUUUUUCACAGCUGUGGUAAUGCUGGUAACUUACUACAAGAUUCUUCAGGCACUUAACAUUCGGAUUGGAACACGCUUUCAACACAAUUUACCCAAGAAAAAGCAAAAGUGCAAAAACAACAUAUCUUUGAGCACUGCCACACAAGCAGAGUCUACAGAAGCUUCACAGAGCAGCACCGCAGGCAAGGGCAGUGGAAAUGCACCUUUAGGCAUGCGGACAUCUGUAUCUGUCAUAAUUGCACUAAGAAGAGCGGUGAAGCGCCAUCGAGAGAGAAGGGAAAGACAGAAACGAGUUUUUAAGAUGUCUCUUCUGAUCAUCUCUACAUUCCUUCUGUGCUGGACCCCAAUAACUGUCCUUAACACAAUCAUACUCAGUAAAGGUCCCAGUGACCUGACUGUACGCCUUCGGCUUGGUUUUCUGGUAAUGGCAUACGGAACCACCAUCUUUCAUCCCCUCCUAUAUGCCUUCACUCGGCAAAAGUUCCAGAAAGUUCUCAAAAGUAAGAUGAAAAAGAGGGUGGUGUCUAUAGUGGAAGCAGAACCAACACCAAACAAUGUGGUCAUCCAUAACUCCUGGAUUGACCCCAGGAGAAACAAAAAGGUCACGUUCAAGGAGACUGAGGCCAGACAAAAGUGUCUUUGCUCAGAGGAAGUAGAGUGACAGACUGAACUCAUGUAAAUAUGUCAAGAAAGCACACAGAAAAGUGAAUGAACUAAAACAUGUGGAUGAGGAGCAGAAAGCAGAAAAUGGUGGAAAAGAGUGAGAAGCAAAAAUCAGACAAAAAUUUUUAGAUGAAGCUGAAAAUCAGAUUGACAUACUGUAUGUAGGAUGAAUGCUAACAUGAUGGUAUCAUUGAGAAUAAAUAAAUUGUUAUGACAUGAACAAAGUUUCAUCUUUAUAAGAUGAAACUUGAGAUAACACUUGUUAAAGCUUUUCUCUGAGAAAGAGACAUGGGUUAUACUAACUUAAUGCUAUUUAUUGUAGACUCCCAGAGACUGAAAUAAAGGAAGUUAUUGUUGAAAAACUGUAUCAAUCAGAAGCUCCUGUUGUUCAAUGUAAUACAGUGUGAGACAAAGAGUCACACACCACUUGGUUUGUCACCAUUUGUAAUAAAUACCCAAGGGCACAGUAUUUGUCAGGAUCGCAUUGUCUACCGUUUCUUCCUGACUCAAAGUGACAAUGCAUCAGACAAAUAAGCAUUAAAACGUUCUGUACAACA